UUUGAUGCGAUAUUAUGAGAUUAUAAUGUUUUUAUUAAAUAAAGAUGACGUGCUACAAGUAUUAAAGUCAGCAAAAUAGCGUAUCAAAACAAAGUCAUGACCUAAAAUCGUCAUUACACAUUCUGACAUUCAACGUUAGCCAGUAAAAUGAAUAUUAUUUUAUUUAUAUCUUUAAUACAAUCUACAUAUUAUUUUAAUGGAAUCGUUUGUUUAAAAAACAAAGGAGACAGAAUUAAAAAGUGUUCGGAUAAUAAUAGCAGAUUAGAUGAUUUUUUAAGUAAAACAUUAAAAGUAUUUGACACAAAUGAACAGAAAUUAAAUGAAUUUUCCAAUGAAAAUUUAAGUGUUAGAAGUGAAUGUUUGGAUAGUAGAAAUGUAACGUGUUUAUUUGACGGUCUGUUGAUUCAUCACGAUGUGCCUCAUUCACACUGGCUUAAAUACAAGGUGACAUUUUUUUUUUAUUUCAAAUGCACCUUAUACUUAAAUCAGAGCUCUCCAAGUCCAACCAAGUAGAUUUUUACUGAUUUACUAGUGGUGGGAGUGUUAUGUAUGUCCAAAGAUAUUUUUCCUAUUCUUUUUUUUUAAAGUAUUAUGAUGAUUUCACUCCCAAAUAAUUGUAUAGAAGUGGAAUGAAAUAAAAAUGCCAUUCUUUCUCGAUUUUAGUUUAAAGAUCUUUUGGUUCCUUAAUUUUUCACUCUUUAUAUUUUUGGCAAUAAAAUUUAGUUUGGGUCAUACACCCCUCCAUCCUACGCCUAUUUUCGCUAUUCAAGUUCAAUGUGGAUAAUAAUGACAAAACGUUUUCUUUUUAAAGAAACAGUAUUCAAUUAUGAGAAAACUACACUGCCACAUAAGUUUAUAGUAGUUUAUA
This is a messenger RNA of Diatraea saccharalis (sugarcane borer), 868 nucleotides long. Lineage: Eukaryota; Metazoa; Arthropoda; Insecta; Lepidoptera; Crambidae. The record is from the annotation of a GenBank genome assembly.